AUGAAUCCAGGUAGGGGUAAAUUAAAGAAGAAAUUAGACAAGAUUGUCAAAUACAUUUGUCAAAAUCGGCCGGAGAGAGUUCGGGAAUAUAGUAAAAAAAAUAAGUUGGAGAAAUUCCUGAAAGAAGUCAUUGGAGAUGAUGGGAAAAAUUUGCUUCAUAUUUGUUGUGGAUACGCGAAUUCUGGUUCACUGUUCAGGUACCUCAUAAAACAUGGUGUUGAUCCAAUAGCUCGUGAUUUCCAUGGUAAUCUUCCUGUUCACUGUGCAUUGCAGCAAGCUAUAAAUUCUGAUGAUCCUGUCAGAGGUUGGUCAGUUUACACAGAACUUAUCAAGCCACUUUCUGAUGCUUAUCCUCACACGCUCAAGGAAAGCAAUAACAAUGGCUCUGCAGUUGCAGAUUUGAUAACCAGAUUUUUGCACAAAGAAGACUUUUCAACGACAUCUGAGUCAAGUAGUCAGUCUUCAGAUUAUUCAGAAGAAGAAGAAGAGGAGGAGGAAGAGGAAGAUUAUGAAGAGGGUGAUUCAGCCAAGUGGAAUGAGAAACUUGCUGAAGAGGUGUGUGAUGAAUAUAGCAGAUAUUGGGGAAGAUAUGAACAAGAUUUUGCCGACACAUCAUCUCACCCAGAAACUUAUGACCAGUGGGCUGAUCGAAUCUGGUCUGAACGUAAGCGCAAGAGAGAUUCCAGUGUAUUUGCCCGAUGGAGAGAAUCUAUCCAACGGAACUGGCUGUUUGGUCGAAAAAUGUCUGAGCCAAGGCACAGGAAAAACUUUGAUAAUCGGUCUAGUCGAGCUAAAGAUGCCAAAUACUCAGAACAUUGGACAGGCAACACUGGCAGGUCUUAUCCCCACCACCACCAACAGCACCACCAGUCUUCCUCAGAGACUUCAGCUUCCACCUCCCCAACUGUGAAAAGGCACUCUCCAAAGUUGGCUGAUUUUCUCUUGAGUAAUAAGAAAUAUGAUGCCCUGUUGAAAAAUAACAAGGAGACGCCUCUUGCCUUUAGUAAUAUUCCUUGGCCACGAGAUGGUAGUGGAGCCGUUAUCACAGCUGAGGCAUUAGAGAAAAUGAACAUUGGCGAGAACAAGAUGUUGUUGAGGAAACUGCAGCGUCGCUGGCACCCAGACAAAUUCACGCAGCACUUUGGUGACCGACUGCUCAAAUCGGACAGAGACCGGAUUCUUGAUCAGGUCAACGAUAUUGCCAAAGCUUUCAACAGCAUGGCUCGGAAAAUACAGUAA
Molecule: messenger RNA, 1239 nt
Organism: Acanthosepion pharaonis
Lineage: Eukaryota; Metazoa; Mollusca; Cephalopoda; Sepiida; Sepiidae
Source: the annotation of a GenBank genome assembly